AUGAAGAAAGCCUAUUUGUGCCAUGAGCCAUACUCUGGCUAUGUCCUUUGGCUCAAAUUAUGGUGGACAAAUUGCAAUCCAAGAUUGAUAUGCAGCUGGUACUGCGAUACAGUCAGAGAGCUUGGCAGAACCAAGAACAAUGGUGUUGCCAAUAGCCACACCCUCUUGAGGCAUGCUCAUGAUCCAUACUUCGCAAACACUUUGCAGCACAAGUUCAAGUUUGUGCAUGGCAACAUCAAGCCAGAGAUCUUCUGGAGUCAGCUUAGGCAAUGUUGGACACCAGGGUUUGAAGAUAUUCUUGAUAUUGGGCUCAUAACGGGUAUUUAUGACCCUAGCAAUUCUCUCAAACGACUCAUAUUUCAGUACAUCUUCAUUCCAUGGAUCCAGCAAGAGUUGGAUUUAUUCUGA
Messenger RNA from Coniophora puteana RWD-64-598 SS2, 408 nucleotides. RefSeq lists its product as uncharacterized. The transcript is spliced from 4 exons. Lineage: Eukaryota; Fungi; Basidiomycota; Agaricomycetes; Boletales; Coniophoraceae. The record is from RefSeq and is a predicted model, not a curated record. The coding region runs from base 1 to 408 and encodes 135 amino acids.